Messenger RNA from Austrofundulus limnaeus, 352 nucleotides. Its product is annotated as Fanconi anemia group J protein homolog. Gene Ontology annotation, cellular component: nucleus. Gene Ontology annotation, molecular function: ATP binding; DNA helicase activity. NCBI's taxonomy places the organism in Eukaryota, Metazoa, Chordata, Actinopteri, Cyprinodontiformes, Rivulidae. The record is from RefSeq and is a predicted model, not a curated record. Gene Ontology annotation, biological process: nucleotide-excision repair; double-strand break repair involved in meiotic recombination.
GGGAAGAGUUAAGUGAUUGUUAGCUCCAGUUUUAUGUUUAAGUCGCGUGAGAACAUUAUUUUUGUUCUAUAGUUACUAAUUAAACCUCCGGAUAUAAAGACUAGCCAUAACUGCUGACAGUAUUUGUUUGUUAAGCAGGUAUAAAGCAGCAUGUCCUCCCCUGUGGACUACACCAUCGGUGGGGUGAAGAUCCAGUUUCCCUGCAAGGCUUACCCAUCCCAGCUGGCCAUGAUGAAUUCAAUAAUAAGAGGCUUGAACUACGGRCAGCACUCUUUACUGGAGAGUCCCACAGGCAGUGGGAAAAGUCUGGCUCUACUCUGCUCCACUUUGGGCUGGCAGCAAGCUCAGCUGG